AUGGAGGAGCGGGCCUCCGUGCCCGCCCCGCUCGCUUCGCAGCCCCUGGGGAGUUCCGCGGGCCGGCCUCGCUGGCCGGCGUCCAUCGGAGGUCAGCAGCUGGCCUGGAGCCGGGUGCUUCUGGAAGAGCCCCCAGAGGAGGAGGACGGCGCGCGACCGCCAGCGCCCCGGUGCAGGUUCAGGGCCGCAGGUUUCCAAGGCUGGAAGGAAGGAACUUCUCUGUUUAGUAAAGACGACAAAGAACAUCUGCUCGAGAGAUGCAAAUCUCCCAAGUCCAAAGUAACCAACUUACGACUUAAAGAAGAGUUGAAGGCAGAGAAGAAAUCUGGAUUUGGGGACAGUUUGGUUUUAAAACAGAACAACCAGUCUCGAAAACCAGAUGAGAUGGAAGGCUGGGAACCCCAACUCAGUUCUGAAGAUGUGGUGGCCCAUGUGGACGCUGCUCACCCUGACUUGAGGAGUAGCCACUCACCCUGGCCUGGCUGGGACGGUGACAGCAAGGGCUCUACCAAGUACACCAGCCUGUCCAGUUCAGCCAGCAGCUCCUGCUGGAGUCUCCGGUCGGCGGGGACGUUGGUCAGCAUUCGGCGACACAGCAAGGGCCAGCUGACGGACGCGGUGGAGGAGGCGGAGUGAGCAGAGGAGCCCUGUUAUGCUUGUCUAGCCUUUAGUUUAGGGUUUGCUGGGCCUAACGACCCUCUGCUAGCACACCAUUAAGUCACCCAACCCUCCCUCAUUCUAGAAGUCCGUAGAGUGCCUGAGAGUCACGCUGGAAACCACAUGCAUAGUGGCUCCUGGUGGUGUUUGUUUGCCUUACCUUGGACAUGUCCAUAUCUGCUGAACCUGGACAUGAGCAUCUUUCAUGCUGUCCAGUGAUAGCGAAAUGACCUGAUGUCUCCACAGAGUGAAGCUGGCUUCGGUCACUGUCUUUCAUGACCUGUCGCCUUCCCCCUGAAUGUGACAGAUGCUGCUCGACUUGAAAAUGUG
This is a messenger RNA of Dipodomys ordii (Ord's kangaroo rat), 987 nucleotides long. Its product is annotated as testis development-related protein-like. Gene Ontology annotation, cellular component: nucleus; cytosol. The record is from RefSeq and is a predicted model, not a curated record. Gene Ontology annotation, biological process: spermatogenesis. NCBI's taxonomy places the organism in Eukaryota, Metazoa, Chordata, Mammalia, Rodentia, Heteromyidae.